UAAAUUAUAAAAAAUCAUUUCACAGCGACGCAAAAUUAAAGGCAACAAGCCCCUUUCACCGCAUGGCGUUAAUGAAUCAUUCCUCGCGCACACUGGGCGGCAGGUUUACCAAUUUAUUUGCACUCCAAUUCCCUGCCGGAAAUUUCCAAGUUUUUCGCACAAGCAAUUGGUGCAGCAAUCACUGCAACCCCUCUCUCUCCCCCUCAACUUAAGCAGAUACCGGUGGACCCACCAAGCAACUGGGGAGUGGGGUUUUGGGGAAAAUUGGCCCGCGCCGCCAGGUGGGGCUGGUUGAAACUGGCAGGAAAAGAGGGCGGCGGUGGCGGUUGUGAUGGUGCCGACGGUAGAGAAGAGGAAGUACCGUUUUCCGGCGAAUAAUCCACAAAUUUGAAGAAUGUAUGAGAAGAAACGCAUAUCAGAGACAGUUCGAAAUGGUGGGUUAGAUAAGAAUUUGAAUUUUACGAGAUUUUUUUUUUGGAUAAGUAGAUAUUUAUUUAUUGGAACUAUUUUGGUGUCUAAUACUAAGUUUAGGAGGUAGGUGAGGGAGGUACAUGUCUGCAAGUAUCUAAGAGAGGGGAAAAAAAUCAUUAAAUUGAUUCCAUUUCACUUGGCCAAUUGAAAUUAAUGAAGCAAUUAACAUCUAGACAGGAGCCGUGUAAGCUUAACGCUCAAAUGGAGCCCCUAUUUUCUGUAUCUGUCACAAUUCUGUCUCCUAGCAGAGUACUUUAUUUGCUCUCAUUUCACUAUAAAAUUCUACACCCAAUCGAACUUCAACAGGAGAAUCUCCACAUAACCAUGGAUUUCAAAGCAGAGCUCAACACACAAGUAGCAGAAGAAGAUGAUGGUUACUAUGCUGAGAUUAGGAAACAAAUCAUUCUACUUUUGACAGCACUUGAGGACGACGACGACGUCGAACGACCUCCCAAAACUGCAGCAAAACGAGGUGCAGAACAAAGCGGUCGUCGUCACCCACAGCCAGAGAGAAACUUGAGUUGGUGUCUAAAUGGGAAUGAUUUAGAAGGACCUGUUUGGCAUGUCAAUUCAUGGGAGAAUGGGAAUGGAACAGGAGUUUUCAUCCCUCAAGCAGUCAAAUACAAAAGAUACAGUAUUUUCAGAAGGAUGAGAAAGCAUGAGAGAAAAGAAAAACACAGACUAAACAGACAACAAGACCAAGGAUCAUCCGUGUUUUCAGGAGGCUAAAUUGCAAAAAUUACUUCCGAACUUUACUUUUCUUUCAAAAGUUGCAAUAUUCGUCAAAAUUUUCAAGUUACUAAUAUAUUUUAAUCUCGGAA
Cucurbita pepo subsp. pepo (vegetable marrow) is the source of this 1292-nucleotide messenger RNA. RefSeq lists its product as uncharacterized. NCBI's taxonomy places the organism in Eukaryota, Viridiplantae, Streptophyta, Magnoliopsida, Cucurbitales, Cucurbitaceae. The record is from RefSeq and is a predicted model, not a curated record.